Messenger RNA from Morone saxatilis (striped sea-bass), 2984 nucleotides. It is a transcript of the gene grhl2b, whose product is annotated as grainyhead-like transcription factor 2b. Bases 288 to 2120 code for a protein of 610 amino acids. Gene Ontology annotation, molecular function: DNA-binding transcription activator activity, RNA polymerase II-specific; RNA polymerase II cis-regulatory region sequence-specific DNA binding. Lineage: Eukaryota; Metazoa; Chordata; Actinopteri; Moronidae. The transcript has 16 exons. The record is from RefSeq and is a predicted model, not a curated record. Gene Ontology annotation, biological process: neural tube development; brain development; regulation of transcription by RNA polymerase II. Gene Ontology annotation, cellular component: nucleus.
UUAUAAUGCAUGGCAGCAGGAUAUGCUGAUGUGUGUCACAAUCUGCUGUGCAUAUUGAACACACAAGACCCGCAGAGCGAUAAUUGGCUGCUGGGGGACAAAAGCGGUUUCACCUGCCAGGUAGAGGAGAGGCAGUCAGAGAGAGAGAGAGAGGGGCAGGGAGAAAAGAAGCGGGGCGAGAAAAGUCGACUUACCUGUAGCCCAACUUCUGGCAGCUCACUCACUCUAUUACCUGCUCCGACUUGAAAGUCCAGUUUCACAAGGAAGAAUCGUAGAGGAAGCAAAAUAUGUCACAGGAGACAGACAAUAAGCGUCUGGUGGUGGUGGUCCCCAACGAGAGCUCAUUCCCUGCAGUGCGGCGCGCCUACACCAGCGAGGACGAGGCAUGGAGAUCGUACCUGGAGAACCCGCUGACAGCCGCCACCAAGGCCAUGAUGAGCAUCAACGGGGACGAGGACAGCGCCAACGCCCUGGGCCUGCUCUACGACUACUACAAGGUGCCCAAAGAAAAGAGGCUUCUGCCAGUUCCCAAAGUCGCUGAAAUGAUAGAGGAGCAGGAGAAGAGGUCUACGUUGCCGAGCAACCCCAGCAACCAAAGCGAGGUGGAGACAGUGGACAACCGUGUUCAGGUCCUUAAAUCUGUUCCCGUCAACCUGUCACUAAACACGGAGCACCAGGAGAACAAACGGGAGCAGUUUAGCAGCUCGACUGGGGCGGCGUCAGGGGAUGGAGGCUCGCCAGCUGUCGCUGUGGUGAAGGCCGAGAUGUACGCACCCGUCUUCAUGACGGGAGCAGGGCUUCACUACAGGGUGGAAGGAGAAGAGUCAGGGAGGGUGAUCUACGAACAGAAUCAAUAUGAGGUGACCACCGUUAGUCACAGCUCAUAUGUGAAAGAAGAUCAACAGAGUCCGCCUGACAGCCCGUAUGAAGAGGCGAGAGAUGGGAAAUACCACACACCUUCCUCUCUGGCUACAGAUGACUUCUUAUUUCACCAAGAGGGAGUUGACAGCUUCCAGUACACGCUGGACGCCACUCGCUCACUGCGUCAGAAACAGGGUGAAGGACCAAUGACCUACCUGAACAAAGGCCAGUUCUAUGCUGUGACGCUCAACGAGCUCAGUGCCAACAAACGCCUCCGUCACCCCAUCAGCAAAGUCCGGAGUGUGAUCAUGGUCGUGUUCAGUGAAGACAAGAACCGGGACGAGCAGCUUAAAUACUGGAAGUACUGGCACUCUCGGCAGCACACAGCCAAGCAGAGAGUCUUAGACAUCGCUGAUUACAAGGAGAGCUUCAACACAAUCGGCAACAUCGAAGAAAUCGCCUACAACGCCAUCUCCUUCACCUGGGAUGUGAAUGAAGAGGCCAAGAUCUUCAUCACAGUCAACUGUCUGAGUACAGACUUCUCCUCACAGAAGGGGGUCAAGGGUCUUCCUCUGAUGAUCCAGAUCGACACGUACAGCUACAACAACCGCAGCAACAAGCCGUUGCACAGAGCCUACUCACAGAUCAAGGUCUUCUGUGACAAGGGAGCGGAGAGGAAAAUAAGGGACGAAGAGAGAAAACUGUUCCGCAAGAAGUCAAAAGGGAAAGAUGGAGGUGUUGGCGUGAUAAGUGUUCCCAAGAAGUCUGACACCACGUAUUUCAAGACCAUGACGGACCUGGAGGCUCAGCCCGUACUCUUUAUCCCAGACGUUCACUUCGGCAACCUGCAGAGAGCCGGACAGGUGUUUACCUUCAACACAGAGGAGAUCGAGAGAGAAGGGAGUGUGCUGGUGAAGAGGAUGUUCAGGCCGUCAGAUGAAGAACUGUGUCCGUCCCCUCAAAAACAGAUCAAAGAGGAGACACACAAGAGAGUGCUUUUGUACGUAAGGAAGGAGACGGACGAGGUGUUUGACGCUCUGAUGCUGAAGUCUCCCACGCUGAGAGGCCUGACAGACGCCAUAUCAGAGAAGUACGGCGUGCCCCCCGAGAGGAUAGCCAAAGUGUACAAGAAAAGUAAAAAAGGGAUCCUGGUGAACAUGGACGAUAACAUCAUCGAGCAUUACUCCAAUGAAGACACCUUCAUCCUCAACAUCGAGAACUACGCAGACGCCUACAAGAUCACGCUGACAGAGAUCUGACAGCUUGCCAGCCUACCCGAAGGGGCUGAGAUGCAAAAAGGGACACUGUGACUGCUGGUUAGCUGAAAUCUACGAGGCUGCUAUAGAUUGGCUGAUAAGCUGACUGACAGUAUUGGAGACAGUCAAUUGGCAGCGUCGCUCCGACGCUCUGAAGUCAACGUCGACAACACCCGGUCCCUCUCUGACACUGUUACACUAUGAAGCGAGGCGUAUGUUUCUGUGCAGGAGGAGGACGCGAAUAAAAAAAGGGACAUUGUAGAAAUUCUUAUGAACUGGUUAUAUUUUACUUCCUCGGCAUACUCAUCCUCUAAAUUGUGAGUAUGAGAUCCGUGUCCUCCACAGUUUUUAUUGUAUAAAAGAAUUUGUACUUAUUCUCAUUCUGUACAGUCUUGUGUUUUUGCCAAAUAACACAUCAGGAGUAGCCUCAUGAAAUGCCUGAUGUAUUGUAUGUAGCCGCAGCUUGAAUUAGUUGGUCCUAACUCCUAAGUAACUUAGCAGCUUUUUUGCAUGCCAUUGUUUUUUUGUUAGUUGUGUUAUUAUUUAUUAAUGCUUUUAAUGACCAUGUUUUGCAUUUCUUUAGCAAUUUAUCCAAGGAUUUCAAGUACUUUACAUUCCAGUGACUUUUUUUAUAGUCACCCUCUUCAAGAGUACUCAAGGAGUUUUUUCAAUGUCUUUAUCUCUAUUUUUUGGCCAUGUACUAUUCACGUGUCAACAAAUAGCCUAAAUAUUUGUUAGUAGGACCUCGCAUGAGAUGUAGACGAUUUAAAGAGGGCUGUAAACAACUUUUGAGGGGUGACAAAUGGCACUUGGUUGUUGUGUAGAUCUCAUGUGCUUGGCUGUAUUGGAAAAAAAUGAAUAAAGACA